AUGUCAGAAACUACAAUUAGCCCUAGAAGCAACUUUAGCUUUAAUAUCAAUGCCAAUGGCAGUAUAUCAACCACAUCCCCAACUGCUACUAUAGUCAGCAACUCCAAUACUAACAAUCCACCUCAAAAACGUAUAAGAGCCACUGGUGAAGUAUUAAAUUUUCUAAUACUGGAAUUUGAAAAAAAUCCAAGUCCAAGUCCUGAUCGUAGGAGGUAUAUUAGUCAAAAAGCCCAAAUGAACGAAAAAGCUGUGAGAAUAUGGUUUCAAAAUAGAAGGGCUAAACAAAAGAGACAUGAAAGAAGUUUAAGACAAAACCAAUCAUCAGUUUCUUCAGCAUCAUCGUCCUCCUCGUCCUCCUCAACUGCCUCUAGCUCAUUUGGUAAAGAAUUGGCUUCACAUCAUACAACCUAUGAUUUCAUUCAAAAACAUGUGCCUAUUGAAGUAAAUGAAAAAUAUUCCUUUAUUGAUUGCACUUCUUUAUCAGUUGGUUCAUGGCAAAGAAUCAAAAGUGGAAUUCAUAAGCAACUGUUACUUCAAAAUAACUUGAUUAAUUUAUCGCCAUUCAAUUUAAACAAUGUCAUGCAACAAGUUGAUUUACUCGUCCUACUUUCAAGAAAAAAUCAUGAACUAAAUUACUUUUUUCUGGCAACUUCCAAUGAUUCAAAGAUUCUAUUUCGUAUUUUUUAUCCAUUGACUGCUAUAUCCCACUGUUCAUUACAUGAUAACUUGGUUAAUCAAGAAAAUAAUGAAUUGAAAAUUCAUUUGUGUCAUCAACCUAAGUUUUCAGUAUAUUUCUUCAAUGGUUUAAACUCAACAACUAAUCAAUGGUCAAUAUGUGAUGAUUUUAGUGAAGGACAGCAAGUUAGUCGAGCCUAUUCAAGUACUGUUGAUAAAGAAUACAAGUUUAAAGAUUUCGAUCCAUCUACUUCGGCUGAAGAUAAUGAUGAUGAAGAAGAAGAAGGAGAGGGAAAUUCUGAUGUACCUCAUGUACUUGUUGGUUCUAAAAUUGCCCUCAAUUAUCUUAGUGCUUAUAUAAGUCAAAGCAUAGUGGGGUUGACCAACAAUAACAACAACAACAACAACAACAACAACAACAACAACAAUAAACCAAACACUUCUGCUGUUGCGGCUGCUUCUGCUGCCACUAAAACAACCGAUGCGAAUAACUCUCAAUUUGGUAUACCUAAUAUGACAUCAAUGAAGCAUCAUUCACUUGAUCUUGGAGUUCCAUUCAAUGGACAAGAUUCACAAUCAAUGUGGCCUAAUGAUUUAUCAUCGUUGGCUUUGAAUAUUGACACAAACAACAAUAUCAAUAGCAAUCUGUCUUCAUCACAACCAAAUAUGUCCGUUCCUAGCUCUGCUACUGCCACCGCAGUAACUACUUUCAAUGGACUGCCUUUUUCAACCACAUCGAAUCAGUUUUACCAAGCAGAUACACCCCAAUCAUCACAAUCCUUUGGUAAUUUCAACACCAAUAAUAAGCUAGAUCCUUUGAAUUUUACCAAUAUGAAAUCGACAACCUCACCCGAAGAUGUACUUUCAUUAUCAAGUGAUCAUCAUGCUUUCAUUGGUGGUGGUAAUGGUGGUGGUGGUGCAUUACCAUCAUCGGGCUCGGGUUUGAUCAAAGAUUCAACUGCUUACAUCCACGGAAGUCAUCAUCAAGCUAGCGAUUUUGUUGGAUUAUCUGAUAAUGUACCAUACUUGAACGCCAAUGACUUUGAUCAUAUUAAUCUUGUUGGUGGUGGUGAUAAUGGUGCGACUCCAAGUGUUGAUUACCAAUCAUCGAAUAUUGAUUUUAUUGACUUUAGUUGA
Molecule: messenger RNA, 1812 nt
Organism: Lodderomyces orthopsilosis Co 90-125
Lineage: Eukaryota; Fungi; Ascomycota; Pichiomycetes; Serinales; Debaryomycetaceae
Gene: GRF10
Product: Grf10p
Exons: 1
Coding region: 1-1812 (603 amino acids)
Biological process (GO): regulation of transcription by RNA polymerase II; cell differentiation
Molecular function (GO): DNA-binding transcription factor activity, RNA polymerase II-specific; RNA polymerase II cis-regulatory region sequence-specific DNA binding
Source: RefSeq, a predicted model, not a curated record